Molecule: messenger RNA, 2337 nt
Organism: Fulvia fulva
Lineage: Eukaryota; Fungi; Ascomycota; Dothideomycetes; Mycosphaerellales; Mycosphaerellaceae
Product: Set1 complex component spp1
Exons: 1
Coding region: 1-2337 (778 amino acids)
Biological process (GO): positive regulation of DNA-templated transcription
Cellular component (GO): Set1C/COMPASS complex
Source: RefSeq, a predicted model, not a curated record
AUGGACUUCCCCAAUCUUCUUAACCCAUCGCCCGAGACCGAAACACGGCCAACAACAGACACUUGCCCCCCGACUCAACAGGCGCCCUCGAGCGAAGACACGCGUACGAUAUCGCCGGUAUCCUCGCGAUCGAAUCCCCCGAACUACACCUACUCGACUGCGACUCAACAGGAGGCAGCGCAAGCUCUAGCAAGCCUGUCGCAGAGCCCGCAGCCUCCGCCUGCACAAUGGAAUGGCUAUACCGCACCUGAUGCCAAUGCCUUGGAACGGCAGAGAUCGUGGGAGAGGCAGAAAAGUGGCUUUGGCGACCCAAUCCAGUUGCCCCCCCCUCCGAUGGGCGGCGAUGCGCGUAAGAUGAGCUCGCCCACCCUCGACCAGUACCAUGUCGCGUCGCGGUCGCCAGAGCACCGACGACAAUCCAUGGUGUCGCCACCUCAGGCGAACUUCACUUUGCCGCCGUUGCAGGGUUUCGCGCUGCCAUCAGCCGAGCCGGCGAGACGGCAGUCGCAGGUCUCGAGCCACGAACAUGAAGUGAAUGAGCAGCAGAGAACGUCAUCGAGCUCCUCACACGGCCAUAACUCGAACGCGCCUUCCGCUGCUCUUCCAAGUGAGCCUCAUGUGGAAACCUCGACCCAGACACCGAUCACCGCACAAGUCGCAAAUGCCAUUUCACCACAACAACCGAACCCUCAAAUCACAACCAUACCCGAAGAAGUCGCUUCGUCACCAGCAGUCAUCAAGCAAGAGAACACCAGCACACCUCAGCCCUCGUCCCCGAUCAACGCUCGUCGACCGUCCGACGUGGACCAGAAAGCACUCAAGGCGGUAACUUCACUCAAAAGCGAGCACAGCAUGUCCAAGCAAUCGCCCCUACGCGAGUCGUCCGUGCCGAUCCCCUCGACUGAAGACCCAUCCCUCGAGCAGGCCGCCACUGCGUCAAAGAAGCGCCCAGCACCCGCCAAGACGAAGAAAGGUACCGCCAGUAUGGUCAAAAAGGACAAGGCCGCGCCGCCGGCGAAGAAGAGGAAGGUAGAGACAAAGAAGUCAGGAACACCUUCGACAGCAAAAGGGACCAGCGCGAAAGGCACACCGCUCAAUUCCUCGCCAGCACCGUCCAACCGCUCGUACUCGGCCGACCCGGAUGAGGAGACGUAUGAGAAUGAGGACGAGGAUAUGGAGGGACGCUCAGACGAUGGCGACGAGUAUUGCAUCUGCCGUAAGCCCGACAAUGGCACAUUCAUGAUAGGGUGCGACGGUCCUUGUGAGGACUGGUUCCACGGCAAAUGCGUGAACAUUGCGGAGCGUGACAAGAACCUAAUCGACAAGUACAUCUGCCCAAACUGCACCGAAGCCAGUAAGCACGGGUUGACGACGUGGAAGCGGAUGUGCAGACGUGGUGGCUGUCGCAACGCGGCGAGGCUCGGCAAGUCGAAGAGUGGGAGUGGCAGCAAGUACUGCUCGGAUGACUGUGGCGUGCAAUACUUCAGGGAGAUGGUUUCGCGGAGUCGUGGAAGCGAGGAGACGGCUAAGAACCGUGCUUCGCGAAGAAAGGGAAGCAUCGCAGGAUCCGACUACCGUCCUGGUGACGAUGACCUGGGCGCAAGAGGCGGUGCUCUAGCUGCAGGAGAAGUCAAGGCACUUUUAGACUCGUCGAAGACAGCAGAUGAAUUCAGGAAGCUUGGCGAUGGAGUACUCAGCCCUCCUGCAACCCCAGACGGCAAGGACCACAAGGGCAGCCAGUAUACCGCACAAGAGGCACAGGCAAUGCGACGCAUCGAGGCCGAGAAGGAGGAAGCACGACAACGACAUGGUCUACUCAAGGACCGCAUGAAGUUCGUCACCCUUGCCAAACAGGCAGGAAGCCGCACCGCUACCGAGAAAGAGCUGAAGUCGAAGGACUACUGCGGAUACGACCCACGUCUCGAGUGGACGAACGAGCAAUUCCAAAACUGGCGGAGCAGCACGGCAGCACAACAAGCUUUCGAGCUGGAUACCCUGCAAGUCGAGAAGAGCAGCGAGGAAGAGAAUGGUGUGGACGAAGAUGACGCGGACCUCACCAUCUGUGACCGCAAGAAGUGCGCGAGACACCAUGAGUGGAGUAAGCUUGCGGUGGACAGUCUAAGGUCUGAGAUGAAUGAUAAUGGUGAUGCUAUGCGGAAGCUGGAGCAGGAGGAGUCGGACAUCAAGGAACGCGCUGCGCUUCGCGUGAAGGCGGGCAAGAUCAAUGGUGAGGGCACCGUGGAAGUGCAUGGUCUCGGCAUAGCUGCUGAGACACCGCCUGAUGCGAUGGAAAUCGAGGCGCAGACCAAUGGGCCGGUGGAGAUGGGCGAGCGUUGA